UGAAUUCUUUUUCUCCCCUUUCAGAAAACCCUAGCUCCUCCCCCAAUUAUCUUCUUAACUUCUUCUCCUUUUCUCUUUCCUUCUCACAAUGGCUUCCUCGCACUUUCCUCGGAUUCCCGACAGCUACGAUCGACUCAGUGAGUUACCCGAUUCCUUAAUACUUUCGAUUCUUUCGUUGUUGCCGUCGACGAGAGAUGUUGUUAGGACAACCAUUCUGUCGAAACGCUGGAAAGAUCUGUGGACCACCGUCCCCUGCCUUGUGUUCAGAAACGAAAAUCCAGAGUUUAUUUGUGGGGUUGUUGCACAAUGGCGAGGUGCCAAGCUCCUGAGGUUUCAUCUCCGCUGUUGGGAUUCUUUAUCUACUAGUAGCGACGUUGAAUCGUGGCUGCUUUUUGCGGUGGAGAAACAAGUGGAAGAGCUAACUUUAUAUACCAAUUAUAUCCCAUACUACCGACCUCAGAGUUUGUAUUCAUGCUCCUCCAUUACAACACUACACCUUCAAUAUUGUUCCUUGGAAAUCGAGGGGAGCGUGCAGUUGAAUCAACUCGAGACUUUAUCAAUUCUUGCUCCGUUUCCCUCGUGGGCUGACGGCAUAAACAAAAUUCUCUUGGGCGCCCCUCGCUUGGAAAAUAUGAGUUUGAGUUCCGUUGAAAUUGAUGGAAACUUCAAUAUCACAUCUCGCAGUUUGGAGACGCUCAUAAUCCGCUAUGCUAAAAUAAAGGGAGUGAUCACGAUUUCGGCUCCUAAUCUUUUGACUUUACGAAUUCACGUAUACACUUAUAAUGGUGCUAGUUUUCUGUGCAAUGUCCCUUCUUUGACUGAAGCUUGUUUCGAGAAAUAUUAUGGUGCGGAUGAUCGGCAUUUUGAUCCUUUUUAUCAACUUUUGAGAAGCGUCUGCCAUGUCAAGAAGGUCACAUUAACGUUGUUGAACAUUAAGUUGCUUCUCUCCCUGAAGAAGAAGAAAGAUAUGGUUGUUCUGUUUCCAAAUGCUGAGGUUCUAAAACACACAAGCUUAACAAAUGCUGAGGUUCUAAAACACACAAGCUUAAGCAAUCAUGUUGGUCUUCUUGAUGUCCUUGAUCUUCUUGAGUUGUUCCCAAAGUUGAAGAUGUUAAGUUUUCAUCGACUACAACAGGGGUUGAAGGAUUUUAAUACCAUCAAUGCUGAGACGGCAUUCCCCAUCUCCUCACUGAUUCAUCUAAAGAGAGUUGAUAUGACUUGGGAUGCAGACGACCCCUCAAUUAUUCCAUUUAUAGAGAUUCUCCUGGAAAACGCACCCUCUCUCGACGAGAUGGUGUUUCGUCUUAGAAAGUGUAGAGAUGCUCGUAAGGUGUUGUUGAUGGUAGAAGAGAAGGUGCGAGGAAUGCCAAGAUCCUCCCCAACUGCAAAGGUUAUUAUAUUGGAAAAAUUAUCUAUUAAUCAAACGAGGCUUUAAGGAUGUGAGGUUAUGUUGAUUUGAUAUACGUGUUGUGUUACUCACUUUGCUUCUUUACUUUAUUUGACUAGCUCUCUCUAUUUCGUUUGGAAUUUCGCAUUAUUAAUUGUUUUUAUUGUGUACGUACGUAUGUUAUAUAUGUUUUUAUGCAGCAUCCCAGCUGCUGUUCAUAGCAUAAUUUAUUUGCUAUUGACUCAAUUUACCAUAUAGUUCUUUUUAAUUUGUA
Molecule: messenger RNA, 1661 nt
Organism: Salvia miltiorrhiza (redroot sage)
Lineage: Eukaryota; Viridiplantae; Streptophyta; Magnoliopsida; Lamiales; Lamiaceae
Product: F-box/LRR-repeat protein At3g26922-like
Exons: 3
Coding region: 89-1435 (448 amino acids)
Molecular function (GO): protein binding
Source: RefSeq, a predicted model, not a curated record